This is a messenger RNA of Peromyscus eremicus (cactus mouse), 2580 nucleotides long. RefSeq names its product PC4 and SRSF1 interacting protein 1 (gene Psip1). The transcript is spliced from 16 exons. The record is from RefSeq and is a predicted model, not a curated record. Gene Ontology annotation, cellular component: nucleus. Lineage: Eukaryota; Metazoa; Chordata; Mammalia; Rodentia; Cricetidae. Gene Ontology annotation, biological process: regulation of transcription by RNA polymerase II. The coding region runs from base 288 to 1877 and encodes 529 amino acids. Gene Ontology annotation, molecular function: double-stranded DNA binding; transcription coregulator activity.
GCGGCGGCGGCAGUGGCGGUGGCGGUUGCAGCUCGGAGCCGUUGAGACGCCUCUGCGGCAGCUGGUGGCGCAGGUGGCCGGCGUGGACGUGGGCAGAGGCGGCCAGCGCGCCCCGCAGCCCCAGCGUCGCCGCCCGGCAGGCGCGUCGGGACACCCCGAGGCAUCCUCCCCCGCCCGCGGGCCCGCCAGGCGCAGCUCGUGUCCGCGCUCGCUCGCUCGCAUCUUCCCGAUCGCGGCUGCGCUGCUCCCCCUUCUGGUCUUGGGACUCCCGGCGUCGCCCCUCCAACAUGACUCGCGAUUUCAAACCUGGAGACCUCAUCUUCGCCAAGAUGAAAGGUUAUCCUCAUUGGCCAGCUCGAGUAGAUGAAGUUCCUGAUGGAGCAGUGAAACCACCCACAAACAAACUACCCAUUUUCUUUUUUGGAACCCAUGAGACUGCUUUUUUAGGACCAAAGGACAUCUUUCCUUACUCAGAAAAUAAGGAAAAGUAUGGCAAACCAAAUAAACGAAAAGGUUUUAAUGAAGGAUUAUGGGAGAUAGAUAACAAUCCAAAGGUGAAAUUUUCAAGUCAACAGGCAUCAACUAAACAGUCAAAUGCAUCAUCUGAUGUUGAAGUUGAAGAAAAAGAAACUAGUGUUUCAAAGGAAGAUACUGAUCAUGAAGAAAAAGCCAGCAAUGAAGAUGUGACUAAAGCAGUUGACAUAACCACUCCAAAAGCUGCCAGGCGAGGAAGAAAGAGAAAGGCUGAAAAACAAGUGGAAACUGAAGAAGCAGGAAUGGUGGCUGCAGCAACAGCUUCUGCUAACUUGAAAGCAAGUCCUAAGAGAGGACGACCUGCAGCUACUGAAGUCAAGAUUCCAAAACCAAGAGGCAGACCUAAAGUGGUAAAACAGCCUUGUGCUUCAGAGAGUGACCUGGUUAUUGAUGAAGACAAAGGGAAAAAAAAGGGGCCAGAGGAAAAACAACCUAAAAAGCAGCUUAAAAAGGAUGAAGAAGGUCAAAAGGAAGAGGAUAAGCCAAGAAAAGAACCAGAUAAGAAAGAGGGGAAGAAAGAAGUGGACUCUAAACGGAAAAAUUUAGCUAAACCAGGGGUUACAUCAACCUCUGAUUCCGAAGAGGAAGAUGAUCAAGAAGGUGAAAAGAAGAGGAAGGGUGGAAGAAACUUCCAGAGUGCUCACAGGAGGAACAUGCUGAAAGGCCAACAUGAGAAAGAAGCUGCAGAACGGAAACGCAAGCAAGAGGAACAAAUGGAAACUGAGCAGCAGAAUAAAGAUGAAGGAAAGAAGCCAGAAGUUAAGAAAGUGGAGAAGAAGCGAGAAACAUCAAUGGAUUCUCGACUUCAAAGGAUACAUGCUGAAAUUAAAAAUUCACUCAAAAUUGAUAAUCUAGAUGUGAACAGAUGCAUUGAGGCACUGGAUGAACUUGCUUCACUUCAGGUAACAAUGCAACAAGCUCAGAAACACACAGAGAUGAUCACAACCCUGAAGAAAAUACGGCGGUUCAAAGUUAGUCAAGUUAUCAUGGAAAAGUCCACAAUGUUAUAUAACAAGUUUAAGAAUAUGUUUUUGGUUGGUGAAGGGGAUUCGGUCAUCACCCAAGUGCUGAACAAAUCUCUUGCUGAACAAAGACAGCAUGAGGAAGCAAAUAAAACCAAAGACCAAGGAAAGAAAGGGCCAAACAAAAAGCUAGAAAAAGAACAAACCGGUUCAAAGACCUUAAAUGGAGGAUCUGACACUCAAGACAGUAGUCAUCCACAACACAAUGGUGACAGUAACGAAGACAGCAAAGACAGCCAUGAGGCCAGCAGUAAGAAAAAGUCCCCUGGAGAAGAGAGAGAGGCCGAACUAUCUCUGAAGGAGUCACCACUUGAUAACUAAGUUGGCAGACGUGGGGUGUAAAGAUGAUGUGAAGUCUGUUGUGAGUGGCUUCAUUUGAAAUCCUUAGGCUGCUGAAAGGGUUAAAUUUUUAUAAGCAUAGGUUUUGAUGUUUAAGUAGUUUGGGGGAAGAAAAUCCCUUUAUGUUUGUGUAAAAGUAAAACUUAUUGCUUAUUUUCCGUGUGCAGUAUUAACAGCUCCAUCAUCUAGUUCAAAUGUGAGGGAAACCUACUUAGAAAGGUUCACCCGCUUUAUAGACAUGACUAGUGUAUUACAGUUAGAGAGUGUGUGUCCAUGUGGUAGUAGGCCAGUUACAUUUUAAAACUGCUCCUUGUGUAAAUUGUUCCUCUUCUCCCAAGUACCGUGGGUUUUGUGCAUAGUUUUUACAAAUCUUGGAUUUACCAGACUGUCUUUUCACUGUUUGUGGGUUUUUUAGAAGUGGAGCAUUUUUAUGGUUGAUAAAAUGAAUGUGACUUCUAAGCACUCACUCCUUUUUAUCAGAAGUUAACUUUAACCUCAAUCUAUUGUGUGCUGCAUUAGCUUGCUUCUUUCUAAUAAUGUGUAGUCUGUAUGACAACUAGAUGUCCAACUGAUUGUUUUAGAAGGUACAAAUUUCUUAACUUUGGCAAGUCAUUUAGUUUUAGGGCUGGGAAUUCAGUGGAGUCAGUACUAAAGAGAACAGACUGAGUAUAUAUAUAUAUAUAUA